UACCAGAAACUACAUUGACAUACUUGAAUCUGACAUUUGAUUGACAGCAAAAAAUAAUGUUUUGGACGUUUUUAUAGAUUUUUUACACGAAUUAUACAAAAAAGUGCUAUGAUUAUGAUCUUAGAAGUUAAACAACUAUAAUGCCUAUAAGUUCCCCUGUAAUAAAUGCCGUAGAAACAACAGAAAAGUGAGGUUAUUUCAGGAAUAACUGUGUCACUGAUUGAUCUCCGACCUACAUGAAAAAAACAAUGCAAAUUGCGAUAAAUGAGUCUUAUUAUUAGGCCUUUAUGUUAUUCAGUCCUCAUAUGGCAGAUAUUAGCGGCCAACGCUCAGCAUAAAUCUCACUUGUACUGUUAUUAUAUGAAGGACUGUCAACAAAACAAUCCAAGGGAUGGAAUCAGUAAACUAAAGUCGAGGUUCUUGGAAGCUGCUGCAGAAGUACGUGGCGGUUCCGUAGACACAAUGACGAGUAAUUCAGGAGUCAAUGGAUUCUAUCGGCCCCGGAGCGCUCUUGCCCGGGCCAUGUAUGAAAAGCAGCACAAUGAUAGAUAUUUGCAAGAACUUGAUCAGAAUGAGUGGUACCGCGUGAACAAAGAGCGUCUGUGUCCUGACCUGAUCAAGAAGUUUGUCCAGUUGUACCCCGAUGAGGAGACCAAGGAGUUCCUAUCGGCCUCCAUCGACAAGUCCUCGUGGGUGUGGACGCAGAUCUGGUACCUGCUGGCCAAGGCUGUCCUCAGGCACUUCUGGUCCGUCACGGAUAUUAAUGGCUGGCUCGGUCGCGGUUCUAUGUUCGUGCUGUCGGAGGCUCAGGCGCGGGCUCUGCUGCGCGUCACGGGGCACGGCAUCGGCGCCGGCGCACUCGUGGACGUGGGCGCUGGCGACGGCGAGGUCAGCCGCCGCUUCGCGCACAUCUACCCGCACAACUAUGCCACUGAAAUAUCGGCCAGCAUGAGGAAGACACUCGCUGAAAAGGGAUACAAACUAUUGGACACUGAGAAGUGGCACCAUUACCGCCAGUUCGAUUGCAUAUGCAUGCUGAACCUUCUGGACCGGUGCAGCAAGCCGAAGACCAUGCUGAAGCAAGCCAGGGACGCGCUCGCGCCCGGCGGAGUCCUCAUGCUGGCUCUCGUAUUGCCGUACAAGCCUUACGUGGAAGUGACCUCAGACCACAAACCAGAAGAGCGUUUGCCAAUCGAAGGCUUAUACUUCGAAGACCAAUUGACUGCCUUCGUGAAGUUCAUGCGUGAGGAGGCUGGCUUCGAGCUCGUAUCGUGGUCGCGAGCCCCCUACCUCUGCGAAGGAGACUUCGCCCAAGCGUAUUACUGGCUCGACGAUUCCGUGUAUGUAUUCAAACCAACAGCCGUAGACCCCGCGUCUUAAACAAGAAACCUCAUGCUACAACGAUUAUUUAUUAUACUCAAUUAGCUUAAAAUUCUUAUUCCUAACUUGUAUUGUAAAAGUGAGAGUGGAUUUGUAUCUGACGCUUUCGUGAGGACACUAACGAAAGCACGGGAAAACUCGCAUUUUCUUUCACAUCAGUGGAUUUUCGCGCGUUUUUUUUACGCACCACUCAUUCCGACCACCAAAAGUCCUGUCCGACAGUUUUCGAUGUCAUCGUGUGAACCUGUCAAACAAUUGCACGAUCCGUUCGGAAAAACCAAGCCGAAAAUCCGCUAGUGCGAAAGCUUUGUUCGUAAGUUCGGAAUGCAGCAUACGAUUCUGAAAUUACUUAAACUUACCUAUAAUAAAUUUUAUACGAUUUUUUAUACUUAAUCGAACUACAGACUUUCGGGAACUUGAUCACGGUAUUAGGAUUUUUGUACAUUAAAUGUAACAUUAAUUAAUAUAUAGGCAUUCAGUAUCGUAUACUGCAUUCGCUUGCACGUACAGGUUUCGCUGUUUAACUAUACGAGGUGGUUAGUUGAUCAGACCAGCCAUCCAUUAAUAGGUACUAAUCAAGGUAUUAUACUGAUUGCUCUUUUUCUAAAGGUCUUAAAUAAUACAGCCUCUUCAAUUUCAAUUUACAGCCUCGGUAAAUUUUCAAAAGUUGGCAUUUAAUGCUAAAGCUUUCUCGAAAGGAAUAAAAAAAUAUAUCAUUAUGAUAGUUGGCUGGAGUAAGAUUAUUAUGGUGGAUCCAAAAAUAAGUGUUAGGGGACAGUCCAUAUUAGGCCUUGAAAAUCAAAUUGGCUUAAUGAGAGUAGUGUCGAAUGUUUUCCACACCCUAUUCUUUGGUUCCACCGACGUAGGGUGCAUAAGAUUACUUACAUAAUUACAUUCCUAGUGUAGAUCGUGUUCUAUUCACAAAUGCAUUUGAACACUCGGACCCGUCAGUCGGUCCAACGCAUUUAUCGAUUACGUAAUGUCAAAUCGAGUUGCAAAUCUUUUUUCUAUGUACGAUUUUUAAUAAUUUAAUUAAUUGUUUAAUAGUUUAAUCAUGUUGUCAAUUUUCGUUUCAAAACGAUUUAUUUACGUACUUUCAAAGAAUUAUAAUAUGUUGUAAAUAUAGUUUUGCUCUAUUCAACACAAGGUAGUGACAAUCAUCGAAUGUUCUUAUUAUCAAGUUCUCAAGUAUUUGUAAGAUUAUUAUUGUAUUGGUCCAUAACACACACAUACGCACAUCGAUAGCAGUUGUUUAAUAUUAUUAUGAAAUAAAUGAAUAUAAUCUGUAUACCAUGUAACUUUAAAAAAUAUUAGAUGUUUUGUACGUUUUCUACGGUGGUGUAUUUAAUAUUACUAUAGUCAUAAUAAAAAAUCCCUAACAACUCAGAUCUGUUUGUCACAAGCGUCAUUGUUAAGCUUGAGAUCCUAUUAUAAUUCCAAAGGAUUAUAUUUAUUAAUAAAGGGUUCAUGAUAACUGGCGAGACGCCAGUGUACUAUUAAUUGGAAUACCCUCUGCCUAACUCUUUCGGAAAACAGGCGUGAUAUUGUGCUAUGUAUUUGCAUAAAUACUCGUAUAAUAAUAUAUUUUCAAAGAUUAUUGUAUUACGCGUAGUUUGUGAAACUAAAGUUAUUGAUAUUGUCGUUGAUAAGCAAUCAAAAAUAAGUAUUUAUUAUAUUGUGUACUUAAAUAUUGUGCCAAAUGUGUGUAUGUAGAACAUUCCACGAAUAUAAUUUCGGUUUUGCAUGUUUUCUCGUUCUUGCGCGUACAAAAAAAUUAAUAACGAUUUGAAAUAAUUGCUCUAAUGUAUGUAUAAUCGUGGCAAUGUCAUAAACAUUCCGAACAGUUUCAGUUGAUCAGAACAUUGUUACUUCUUUCCAAAAUGAUUGGUGUAAUAAUGAUUGUCAUAAAAAUAAAAAUAUUUUUUUCUCUGAUCUA
Molecule: messenger RNA, 3316 nt
Organism: Helicoverpa armigera (cotton bollworm)
Lineage: Eukaryota; Metazoa; Arthropoda; Insecta; Lepidoptera; Noctuidae
Product: protein-L-histidine N-pros-methyltransferase
Exons: 5
Coding region: 265-1380 (371 amino acids)
Molecular function (GO): protein-L-histidine N-pros-methyltransferase activity
Source: RefSeq, a predicted model, not a curated record